CAACGGAGAGGAUUACUGGUACAAACAAUCAUUGGAAGCUAACGGCAGUUCCCUUCCGUUCCCUCUUCUUCUUCGUUCUUCUUAUUUUUGUUUUUAUGUAGUGGUGGUGAGUGGAGAGAGACGCGCCAAACCGCGCUGUGUUAUAGUAUUUAUCCGAUUCCUUCGUCUCCCCUGCACUGUCUUCUUUCGGCCGGCCUUCCGCGGUGGACACCUGUACCGUUGCUUGCCGGCGCGGUGUGGGUUCCUUCUCCACCCAAUUCCCCCUCUUCCCAACUUACAGCAACCAACCAACACAAAGAGAAAGAAACAGCUACCGAAACUAAAGAGGACUCGGUUCUUGUAAUUGGGUGAUCAGGGAUUUCUGUGGCUGCCGGCUGUUCCCUUGAUAUAGUGUUCAAAUAGGCAAGAUGAGUACUGUAUAUGGGAGCGCCAUGGCCAGCGUCUCCUCUCUCAAAUUGAGCUGCGUGGACAAUAAAGCUGCUGGUGGACUUGGCUUCAGAGGCAGUGAAUCAAUGGGCAAUUCUCUCAAAUUCCAUUCCGUUAAUCUUGCGACCACCAGAUACAGGAACAAUUGUUCUGCUCCCUUGAAGGUAGUGUGCGUUGACUACCCAAGACCCGACCUUGACAGCACCGCCAAUUUCUUGGAAGCUGCUUAUUUCUCUGCCUCCUUCCGCUCUUCCCCUCCCCCACCUAAGCCCCUGAAGGUUGUCAUUGCUGGUGCAGGUUUAGCUGGUUUAGCAACAGCAAAGUAUUUGGCAGAUGCAGGCCACAAGCCUAUAUUACUAGAAGCCAGAGAUGUUCUGGGAGGAAAGGUGGCUGCCUGGAAAGAUGAUGAUGGUGACUGGUACGAGACUGGCUUGCACAUUUUCUUUGGGGCAUACCCAAAUAUACAGAACCUAUUUGGAGAACUUGGCAUUAAUGAUAGAUUGCAAUGGAAAGAGCAUUCCAUGAUAUUCGCUAUGCCAAACAAGCCAGGAGAAUUUAGCAGAUUUGACUUUCCUGAAGUUCUCCCUGCUCCAUUAAAUGGGAUAUUAGCCAUCCUAAAGAACAAUGAAAUGCUCACUUGGCCCGAGAAAAUCAAGUUUGCCAUUGGCCUCCUACCUGCAAUGCUUGGUGGGCAGGCUUAUGUUGAAGCUCAAGAUGGUCUUAGUGUUCAGGAUUGGAUGAUAAAGCAGGGGGUACCUGAUCGAGUGACUACUGAGGUGUUCAUUGCCAUGUCCAAGGCGCUAAACUUUAUUAAUCCAGAUGAACUCUCAAUGCAGUGUAUUCUGAUUGCUUUGAACCGAUUCCUUCAGGAGAAGCAUGGGUCAAAGAUGGCAUUUUUAGAUGGUAAUCCUCCAGAAAGGCUAUGCAAGCCCAUUGCUGACCAUAUUGAGUCAUUGGGUGGUGAAGUCCGCACUAACUCGCGGAUAAAGAAAAUUGAGCUCAACAAUGAUGGAACAGUGAAGAGCUUUUUGAUGACCAAUGGAAAUGUGAUUGAAGGAGAUGCAUAUGUGUUUGCCACUCCAGUUGAUAUCCUGAAGCUUCUUCUACCUGAUGAUUGGAAGGAGAUGCCAUACUUCAAGAAACUAGAAAAAUUAGUUGGAGUACCUGUCAUCAACGUUCACAUAUGGUUUGACAGGAAACUGAAGAACGUGUAUGAUCACCUACUCUUCAGCAGGAGUCCUCUUCUGAGUGUAUAUGCUGACAUGUCUGUUACCUGUAAGGAAUAUUACGACCCCAAUAAAUCCAUGCUAGAGUUGGUGUUUGCACCUGCCGAGGAAUGGAUAACACGCAGUGACUCGGAGAUUAUUGAUGCUACAAUGAAUGAACUUGCAAAGCUCUUCCCAGAUGAAAUAUCUGCAGACCAGAGCAAGGCCAAAAUCUUGAAGUAUCAUGUAGUGAAAACUCCGAGGUCUGUCUACAAGACCGUACCAGAUUGUGAACCUGCUCGCCCAUUGCAAAGAUCUCCGAUCGAGGGGUUCUAUUUGUCCGGUGACUACACAAAACAGAAAUAUUUGGCAUCCAUGGAAGGUGCUGUGCUAUCCGGGAAGCUUUGUGCACAGGCCAUUGUCCAGGCAAGUACUUCUCAUCCAAUGGGUUCAGACUACGAGUUACUUGCUACUACGGAACAGAAGGCACUGACUGAGGCUACUGUGAGUUUAUGAUUAAAUGAUGAAUGAAGCCUCGCAGCAGUUGCGGAAGGUAGGAAGUGAUUCAAUAACAAGAAGCAGUAAAAUGUAUCUAUGGUUAAGUCUUAAGACACGUUUGUUGUGGUUAGGAAGUGAAUCAGAGUCUGUUUGUAUCAGCAAGCAAGGCUCAGAGCCAAGUAGACCAUUCUUUCUCAACCAAAAUGUAUACAAACAAACACUGCUGUGUAAGACCUCAGUGAAUGAAAACGUCUGUGAUGAUUGAAGAGAAAAGUAUGUGCC
Molecule: messenger RNA, 2411 nt
Organism: Linum tenue
Lineage: Eukaryota; Viridiplantae; Streptophyta; Magnoliopsida; Malpighiales; Linaceae
Source: the annotation of a GenBank genome assembly